This is a messenger RNA of Engraulis encrasicolus (European anchovy), 3003 nucleotides long. It is a transcript of the gene col10a1a, whose product is annotated as collagen, type X, alpha 1a. Gene Ontology annotation, molecular function: protein binding; extracellular matrix structural constituent conferring tensile strength. Bases 139 to 2094 code for a protein of 651 amino acids. Lineage: Eukaryota; Metazoa; Chordata; Actinopteri; Clupeiformes; Engraulidae. Gene Ontology annotation, biological process: extracellular matrix organization. The record is from RefSeq and is a predicted model, not a curated record. The transcript has 3 exons.
UGUCCUGGAGAGUAGCAGAUUGUGAACGGUCUCCUCACCCCAAGGAUUUACAGGAGGCGGGAGCACCGGCACGGGACAACUUCUCUCUCCUUUUUUCACUCAUUUGGAUCCAAACGUCUGACGAUUUGACCUCAGACAAUGGACUUCCGCGCAGCAGUCAUCCUCCUCCUCUCAGUGUCCCUGGCGGCAGCCACCGGAAAGGGAUACGUCGUCAAGAAGUACCAGCCCUACGCAGUCAAGAGUCAUGUGGUGUCGGUAGCAGGAGAGCCAGGUGCCCCAGGUGAGCCCGGACCCGAGGGCCCCGCCGGGCCUCCCGGACCCGCAGGUGAGAAUGGCGUUGGAUACCCCGGCCCAGUCGGACCCCCUGGACCCCCAGGACCCGCUGGCUACUCCGCUCCCGGCAAACCCGGAUCCCCCGGUGGUCCCGGCAAACCCGGCUCCAACGGCGUUCCCGGAGCCAAGGGAGACACUGGAGCCAUGGGACCCCAGGGACCCAGAGGCAUGCCCGGCCCCUCCGGAAGCCCAGGACCCGCUGGACUCUCCGCCACUGGCAAACCCGGAGCCACCGGCGCCCCUGGACCUGUGGGAGCAACCGGCGCUAUGGGACCCAAGGGAUACACUGGCGCUCCUGGCGCCCCCGGAGCCAAGGGAGAUAGAGGCGUCGGCGUUCAAGGACCAGCUGGCGCCACUGGCCCCAUGGGCCCCAUGGGUCCCUCUGGCCCAGCCGGAGAGCCAGGCGUCGGAAGAGUCGGCCAGCCCGGAAAGCCAGGCGAGCCCGGCAAGUCAGGUAUGCCAGGAAGAGAUGGCGCCCCCGGAGCCACCGGCGCUAUGGGACCCAAGGGACACACCGGUGCCCCCGGAAUCGGCGUGUCAGGUAAACCAGGUGAGAAUGGCGCCCCAGGUCUGCCCGGCCCCGCUGGCUCCAGAGGUCCUCAGGGCGCUGCUGGUGCUCCUGGCGCUCCCGGCAUCCCUGGCUACGGCAAGCCCGGCGCUAACGGCCAGAAGGGCGAGAGGGGAGUAGUGGGCAGCCCCGGUACCACCGGUCAGAAGGGAGAGCCAGGUUCCAUGGGCGCAACCGGCGCCACCGGAUCCACCGGACCCACAGGCGCCACCGGACCUCAGGGAGCCAAGGGAUACCCAGGAGAGAGAGGCGCCACCGGUGCCAAGGGUGACUCCGGAGCCCCCGGCAUUCCAGGACACAAGGGCUUCAAGGGAGACCAGGGACCCCAGGGCGUGGAGGGCAAGCAGGGAUACACUGGCGCCCCCGGACCCGUCGGACCUCGCGGAGCUACCGGCGCCGCAGGAGCUAAAGGUGAGAUGGGCCACAGCGGCGCCACCGGUGCCCCAGGUGCCCCCGGACCCGUCGGCCCCAAGGGCCACACCGGAUUCACUGGCCCCGCUGGAGAGAGAGGAGACGCAGGUGCCCCCGGAUCUAGAGGCCCAGCUGGACCAAUGGGACCUUCCGGCGCCCCCGGAGCCAAGGGACACCCCGGACUUCCUGGCGCACCUGGCCCAGCCGGCAUCGCAGCCAAGGGAAUCCCCGGACCUCAGGGACCACCCGGACUUCCCGGCUCCGACGGCCAGGACGGUGCCCAGGGACCCUCUGGACCCCCCGGACCUCCCGGCCCACCCGGCGAGGUGAUCUUCGAGAAGAGCAUGGGCCCAGGUGAGAUCAUGGUGCCCACCCUGGUCAAGGCCCCCAUGUCCGCCUUCUCUGCCACCACCACCACCCCAUACCCACCAUCCGGCGAGCCCAUCAAGUUCGAGCACAUCGUGUACAACGCCGAGGGCCACUACGACUCCGAGACCGGCGUCUUCACCUGCCAGGUGCCCGGAGUCUACUACUUCUCCUACAACAUGCACGUGAAUGGAGCCAAUGCCCUGGUGGCGCUGUACAGGAACGACGACCCCGUCAUGUUCACCUACGACGAGUACAACAAGGGCUUCCUGGACCAGAUGUCCGGCAGCACCGUGCUGCAGCUCAACGAGAACGACACCGUCUUCAUCAAGAUCCCCGAUGACGAGGCCAACGGUGUGUUCGCCGCCGACAACGUUCACUGCUCCUUCUCCGGCUUCCUGAUCGCCUCCACGUGAUAGGCCAGUCAUAGCGUCAGGGGUGCAUUUCUCGAAACCAUAGUUGCUAACCAUGUUAGCGACUUUGUUGGCUGCAAUGCAAUUUCCCAUUGGCAGCUACCCAAGUUGCUAGCUGGCUAACAACCAUGCUUUCGAGAACACACAACACAGAGCAACAGAGAGCCGAGCCCCCGCAAAACCAACCAAUCAAAAUGCCUUACGUCAUUUCUUAACCACGUGAAAUGAUCUCUCAAGUGAUAUAAUAAAUGACCUGUUUGCAAGCAAGAGUACGAGAUAAAAGAGAGACAGGGUGGUCUUUAUUUGUCGAGGAAAUAGAGGCAUCUUGACUUGAAAAAAAAAAAUCCAAGGAAAUGAGUGUGGAGUGCAAGGAGAUUCUUAAUUUAUAUAUAACAGGUUAUCAGGGAUUGGACAACAGCAAACAGCAUGAUCAGAGUUACUGUUUUUUGUUUUGUUUUUUUGUUUUUUGUUUUUUUAUACGUUUUUAAUUUAGUUUGUAUUUGAUUUUUUUUGUGAGUGGAGACAGCAUGUGAAGGUUUUAAGAUUAUUUUGUGUUCUGGUCAUUUUCUAAUUUACCAAUUUUCCUUUUUUUACUGAUUACAGCAGGUGCUCCAAAAUGUGCUAAAUGUCUGUUUUUACACAAUGUUUUCUUGUUUUUGUUUCAUGGCCUACUUAAUAACUAUUUUAAAUUACAUAACUAUAUGUGAUGCGUAUCUGCACAAUGUUGUUUCUGACAUCAUUGUAUCUGACUUGAAUUAUUGUGAAGUGGUCAAAUUGAUCAUCAGGAAACAUAUGAGACAUAACACAUCAACAGCAAGAGAGAAACUGUGUCCCGUCAGGGCUGUUAUACGCCUGAGUCAUUGUGCUAUGUAAAACAUAAUGGUUGAAAUAAAUACAAUCUUAAAAAAAGAA